GUGUCAGUCAGGUCGGGAGCGCGGCGGGGGACAGCGGAUACCCGGGCGGCUGACAGGGGGCCCGGGCCACUGCCGUGUUGUCCGCUCAAGAUGGAGUUCCUCCUGGGGAACCCGUUCAGCACCCCGGUGGGGCAGUGCCUCGAAAAGGCAACAGAUGGCUCCCUGCAAAGCGAAGACUGGACGUUGAACAUGGAGAUCUGCGACAUUAUCAAUGAGACGGAGGAAGGGCCAAAGGACGCCAUUCGAGCCCUGAAGAAGCGGCUCAACGGGAACCGGAACUACAGAGAAGUCAUGCUGGCGUUAACAGUGCUGGAGACAUGUGUGAAGAACUGUGGCCACCGCUUCCACAUCCUUGUGGCCAACCGAGAUUUCAUCGACAGCGUCCUGGUCAAAAUCAUCUCUCCCAAGAACAACCCUCCCACCAUUGUCCAGGACAAGGUGCUAGCUCUGAUCCAGGCGUGGGCUGAUGCCUUUCGAAGCAGUCCUGACCUCACCGGCGUUGUGCAUAUAUACGAGGAGCUGAAGAGGAAAGGGGUCGAGUUUCCCAUGGCAGACUUGGACGCUCUGUCUCCCAUACACACACCACAGCGGAGCGUCCCCGAAGUGGAUCCGGCCGCGACCAUGCCCAGGCCCCAGUCGCAGCAGAGGACGAGUGCCAGCUCCUAUUCCUCGCCUCCUCCUGCUCCCUACUCCGCUCCGCAGGCCCCGGCUUUGAGCGUGACUGGCCCCAUCACGGCCAAUUCAGAACAGAUUGCCAGGCUUCGGAGUGAACUGGACGUCGUUCGAGGAAACACAAAAGUCAUGUCUGAGAUGUUAACAGAGAUGGUCCCCGGGCAGGAGGAUUCGUCCGAUCUGGAGUUGCUGCAGGAGCUGAACAGGACCUGCCGGGCCAUGCAGCAGCGCAUCGUGGAACUCAUCUCCCGCGUGUCCAACGAGGAGGUCACCGAGGAGCUGCUGCACGUCAACGAUGACCUCAACAACGUCUUCCUCCGCUACGAGAGGUUCGAACGAUACAGGUCAGGCCGAUCAGUUCAAAAUGCCAGUAACGGAGUACUGAACGAAGUGACUGAAGACAACUUAAUAGACCUGGGGCCGGGGUCUCCAGCUGUGGUGAGCCCAAUGGUGGGGAACACGGCACCCCCAUCUUCUCUCUCCUCCCAGCUUGCAGGCUUGGACUUGGGGACAGAGAGCGUCAGUGGCACCCUCAGUUCACUCCAGCAGUGUAAUCCCCGUGAUGGCUUUGACAUGUUUGCCCAGACGAGAGGGAACUCCUUGGCCGAGCAACGCAAGACGGUAACCUACGAGGACCCCCAGGCUGUUGGAGGACUCGCUUCUGCACUAGACAGUCGGAAACAGAGCUCCGAAGUGAAGAGAGGUAAAGGUGGGGACUCUGACCUGGAGCCCAUAGACAGCUGGCUCAUAACCCAAGGAAUGAUCCCCGUUGCGCAGCCCUCUGUCAUGGACGACAUUGAGGUGUGGCUCAGGACGGACCUGAAGGGCGACGACCUGGAAGAGGGCGUCACAAGUGAAGAAUUCGAUAAAUUCCUCGAAGAAAGAGCCAAAGCUGCUGAAAUGGUUCCCAACCUCCCCUCGCCCCCAGGGGAGGCCCCGGCCCCGGCCCCAGCCUCAAACCCCGCCGGUCGGAAGAAGCCUGAGCGGUCAGAGGAUGCCCUCUUUGCCCUGUGAGCUGUUCUGCGGUUCGGCUCUCCACAUGGCAGGUCACUCCUUAUUCCCCCGGUCCACACUAGGCACUGGCCACUCCUCCCAUCCCCAGUCCUCACUCGGUCCUGUGCUGCUGUGUCUCCAUGGAAACGCCACUGUGUUUGCUCCCAGGCCUCCCACUAGUCAGGACCAGCUUUAGCCACCUUCUUCUCUCUGGGUGGUGGGACAGCAUCCAUGCAGCCAGAGGCUCUCUUCCCCUGCCCCCGCCCCUCUGGCCCACAGGCUCCCUCUACCCAUGUGUCCUCCCCAGAAGAACAGGCAGUGGGACCCAGCCCCAGGCAGGGCAGUCCCCGUGGGACCAUUUCCUGAGGAGACACCUGGACUGCCUUUCCUCCGGUUUCUGCCCACAGAGAAGGGGGUUCCACCCCAGCCCCUUCCCCCCGACCCCGUGCCCUGCCCCUACCUGACUCAGUGGGUCUCCUUGGACCGGCCUACGCUCCCAUGCCCCUGUUCCAGAAAGGGCUUGUCUGCACCUGUGGGCUUGGUCUCCCUCCCUGGAAUGCUGCUCCCUGACGCGUGUCACCUUGUGGCACUUGGCGUGCUCGGCACUUUAGAAGGCUCUGUGGGUGCCCUUGUGUGAGGCUUCUCGCCCUCUUGGUCCUCUCUCCAUCGCUCAGCUGCUGACCCAGGCCCACGCCAGGCUGGCUUAGCAGCUGAGCCUGGGAGCGAGGGGUCCCCGGUGGACCCAGGGAGAGGGAGAGCCAAAGGCAGUUGCAAAGACGGCAUGCGACCCAUGGAUGAUGGUCACGAGGCACACGGCUUAGCUCCUGCAGAGAUAACACAACCGUAAACCAAACUGCCCCUCGUCCCCAUCUGUGGAGGGGCCCGCACGGGGAGGAAUUGCUCUGGCUGCUUGGGAAAGCUUGGUGGGCUUGUGAGCACACCAGGCUCGGGGCUUUGGCCUGGUCCGUGGCAGCCUCUGUGCCUCUACCUCCGGGGCCCAGGAGCAGAUGGCUCUGCACCGUAUUUGGAGAUCCAGUGACCAAGGGGCCGGAGUGACCCUAGGGUCCCUGCACUGCUCCUUGGUGUGGUCUCCGCUUCCUCCACAGAACGUCCUGACAGCCUGCCCUCUCCCCGCCCCCCAACCCCCCUUGCUGCCGAUUUGUACCCUCUCUCCAAGCCAACCUAGAAGACUGACAGCCUGGGGCUGAGAGCUAGGGGUUGAGGACACCUGCUCCCGCCACCGGGUGUCUCCUGGCCGUGGGCAGGACGCUCCGGCUCGGUGCGGUCCAGGGGGCAGCCCGCCCCGCCCCGCCCCUGUGCCGCGGUUGGCCAGGAAAAGAAAAAUGCUGCAGCAGCUGCUCCGAGCCCGCCCGUGAGUCCCCGGGGCCCGGGUCAGUGUUCCAGAAGGUGCUGCCCAGGUAUCGGGGGCAGACGUGUUCCCGAGCCGUGGCGUGGCCAGCCCUUCCCACUUGGCAGCCGGAGUGGGGUCAAGAGGCCGGGCUGGGCGCAGGCCAACACCAGUGCCUCGGGCUCUGGAAGAAGCAUUUAGGCCACGGCCCAGCACCUCUGGUGGAGAGCGAGGCGCUGCCUAGCCCAGAACCCUGUGCCCUGGUCCGGGGUCUGGCUGGGGGCCCUCCUGGCAGGACCAGCCGGGGGUGUCACACUCCCGAUUCCUCAGAGGAUGUGCAGGAAACUCCCCCUCAGAGAUCAGAGCUCAGCCAGCCUGACUCCAGCCCUGCCCUCCCUGGCAGCCAGUGCCACGCCUCUACUGUCCCCCCUCACCCCGACCCCACCCCUCGGUCCUCUCCUCCUCUUGUCAACAUUGCUCACAGGCAGAGCCCCCUGAGGUCUGCCUAUUUGGACGUUAGGAAGUCUUAAGUCAGCUGGCUUGACGUGAGCUGCCGAGAAGGUGGUUGGGAUGGUCCGAUUACACCUAGCGACCCAGCUAGUACCCUCCAGCGGCCUGGAGCGCUGGUCUCUGUGAGGGCCAGGGGCCCGUCCCUCCGCAGCCAAGCCCGGCAGCCUCUGAGGGAAGAGCCAGCGUCCCCGCCUUGUGGAAGGAGAAGUCCCCCCCAAGAGCAGGAGCCUGAAGGGCCCAAGGGGAGAGGAGGCUCCUGGCAGGGAGUAAAGCCGAGGCCUGUGUCUGUCUGGGGGAGAACCCAGCACAGCUGCUCUUAGUACCCACAGUCCAGAGCUGCCCCCCAACUCCAGGCAGGGCUUGGAGAGUCCUGGCCGCCCCUGGGCGGCAGAUGGUGAUGGAGCCUAUGGGCUGGCAGGAAGGCACUGGCUCACACAGGGGAGAGCCCCCUGCCUUCCCGGCCUACAGCUGCCCUUCCUGUUGACAAGUCCCGUCCAGAGGCAGCCUGCCCCUACCUGGAGGCUGAGGUGACACAUGCGUGAGGCCCGUGCAAAAAGCCAAGCAGGGGCCCAGGUGGCCUUAAGGGGGUGCUGCUCAGCCCUUUCUGUCCUGUGGCCCGCAGGCACCCUAGGCCACUCAACCACUGGUUCCCUUCCAUGUGGGGAGCACAGCUCCCAGGCUCCCUGCUUGGGGAAGGGAGCCGAGCUCCGGCAGGAAAGCUGGCCAGUGCCUACCCCCCGGGAGAGUGAGACCCUCACGAGCCACCAGCCGCUCCACAAGUGUUAGAAAUCACAGAUACAGUAUGUACUUAAUUACACUAAAUUAUUGCUGGGAUUCCUUAUAAGCACUAAUUAUACCUGAUUAUAGGUUAAAAUAUUUAUUUUGUCAAAAUAUUUUCUUGGGAAUGUGUUUAACCUUUUCUGUGUUCAUUGUGUGCUGAGAUGAGAAAACUAACCAUUUCUUCCUGCCUACUUUUGUGGCCAGUGGGCAGCUGACCCAGGGCACACUAGUGGGCUUUGGGCCAGCCUGGCCCAGAGCAGUCCCUGCCUGGGAGCCCCCCCUCCCAGGGACUGAGCAGGCCGACGGGCCAGGCCGAGAGGUGACCCGCCUGCUUAUCAGCCGGCACGGGACAAGGGGUCUCUGAGCUGAAAGGGCUUAAUGCUGGCUGGGGCCGGAGGGAAGGGUGACUUCGUCCGUGGUCCGUCCUGUCUUUCUGUUUUGUCAGCCCCAUCGGUGUGAGUGACUGGGCCAUCUGCCUUGGCUCACUGCCCUUCCCUUCCUCCCCCUGGGGUCCAGAGCAAGGGGGCCUGGGGAGGUGUGGGGCCCUCACUGUCGCUCAGGGCCUCCCACAGGGAGAGUGGUGGCAAGGGCUGUGGAUAGCGGUGGCAGCAGGCACCUGGACCCCUCCGGCUUCAUGGAGCAGACAGUUGCUCAGCCUCCUACACUCUUGUCCCUCCUCUUCCUUCCUGCCGCCCACCCCCACUUUGUCUCCACGUCUGCUACACACGUUUCUAACUCAGUCUGACCCAGCCUUCUGGAUGGUUUGUGGAGGACUGUGGGCUAGCAGGGGAAAAGCACCAUGCAGGAGUGCCGUGUUCUCUGCCUGGCCCCAGCCGGCCCACCACGAGCCUGUCCUCCAUGUGCUGUAGGGACUCUGGGCCCCUCUGCUCGUCCACCCCCAUGGGGAACAGCCAGCUUCACCACCAUGGCUGAGUGUGCGUGCCCCCAGAAGAUGCCCCCUGUGGUACCCGCCUCUCCCAGUGCCUGUCUCCGGCCCUUCCUGUCCACGGGGGUCCAAGCCAGGCCGCCCCUGCGGCCACCAUCUGUCAGCCCUGAAGUUCUACUCUCGUGUCUGAAAUCUCCAGGCUCCCCUGGAGAAAGGGGGAUGGAUAUUUAUUUUCUAAAGUUUGCACUUAAUUUGUGAGGGUCUCAGGAUGGGGGGGGUGGGCUGUUGAAAGAGAGAUGUGUUGAGUUUGUUGUCCAGUCCUGGAAGUCUAAUGUUCUGUCACUGUUGUGGGUUUCUGUGGGCAGAGCCGGUUCUGGAGGGUGGGUCGGUGCACUCGAGGCUCAGCGCGUCCAUCCACCCACUGGCUCUCCUUCCAGAUACUGUCUCUCUAGUUUGGGUUCUUGCAUGUAAAAUACAAUAAAUAAAUGAACAAACUGUUCCUGUGUGA
Messenger RNA from Herpailurus yagouaroundi (jaguarundi), 5697 nucleotides. It is a transcript of the gene TOM1L2, whose product is annotated as target of myb1 like 2 membrane trafficking protein. Gene Ontology annotation, cellular component: membrane; endosome. The record is from RefSeq and is a predicted model, not a curated record. The coding region runs from base 91 to 1686 and encodes 531 amino acids. Gene Ontology annotation, molecular function: ubiquitin binding; clathrin binding; phosphatidylinositol binding. Lineage: Eukaryota; Metazoa; Chordata; Mammalia; Carnivora; Felidae. The transcript has 16 exons. Gene Ontology annotation, biological process: signal transduction.